AUGCCUUUCGUGCAGCGUGUGGUGGAACCGAAGUUUUUGUCGCGGACUAGUUUACGUGAUGAAGAUGGGAGACCUAGGGUCACCGACGAGGAGCUGCAGGCGGUCACUAACUGUACCCUGAGCAACGCGUUGAGGCAGCUGGCGUCCCUCGUGCUACUUGCCGAGGAUAUCUUCAGCGAGCUGACAGCUCAGCUUCAGGGGAUAACGGAGCGGUCGAAGGUCGCGCAAGCGAAGAUUGAAGUCAUCAACGGGGUCGUCGAAAAAUAUGAUCCCAAGAAAUCGGAGUACGUAAGCACCAAAGUGUAUCCAAUGUUUCCGCGGUACACGAUGCUGAAAGACAUGAUAAAGGACAUCAUGCACGACCCCGACUACAUGGAGGUUUGCCACGAGGUCGACCCAUAG
This is a messenger RNA of Leguminivora glycinivorella, 402 nucleotides long. Its product is annotated as wiskott-Aldrich syndrome protein family member 1-like. The coding region runs from base 1 to 402 and encodes 133 amino acids. The record is from RefSeq and is a predicted model, not a curated record. Lineage: Eukaryota; Metazoa; Arthropoda; Insecta; Lepidoptera; Tortricidae. The transcript has 2 exons.